This is a messenger RNA of Hypoxylon fragiforme, 2029 nucleotides long. Its product is annotated as phosphoglycerate mutase-like protein. Gene Ontology annotation, biological process: dephosphorylation. Gene Ontology annotation, molecular function: phosphatase activity. NCBI's taxonomy places the organism in Eukaryota, Fungi, Ascomycota, Sordariomycetes, Xylariales, Hypoxylaceae. The record is from RefSeq and is a predicted model, not a curated record. The coding region runs from base 218 to 1681 and encodes 487 amino acids. The transcript has a single exon.
UUUUUAUAACUCAAGUGAUUCUUCAAGUUAACCCUUCCCACCUUCACUCCUGGUUUCAAGUUUCGCUCCUCUCUGCCUUAGGUACCUAGUAGGUAGGCAAUUUACGAAGACAUCCCUUCGUAUAGUGUUGUCUGUCCUAUACGGUCUAGAUCAAGAGUCGUACCAAGGAAGAAAAAUUAUCUACCAAGAUAACGCAGGGGAACAAGACAACUUCACCAUGGGGUUCAACACGCUCUUGCUGUCUCUGGCAACGCUGCCGCUGCUCGCCAAGAGCGAGACCGUGCUCGGCGUGUACAUCUUCCACCGGCACGGCGACCGCACGCCCAAGAGCCUGCCGCCGGUGAACCUGACGGCGCUGGGCGCGGACGAGGCCUUCCAGUCCGGCAGCUUCUACCGGUCGCGGUACGUCGCGUCGGACGCCAGCGCACCCAUCGUCGGCCUCAGCUCCGACAUCGCCGUCCCCUCCCAGCUCAACGUCGUCUCCCCCUCCGACUCCGUGCUCCAGAGCUCCGCCCUCGCCUUCCUGCAGGGCAUCUACCCGCCCGCAGGCGAGCUUAGUAUGUCGGUGCUCGCCAACUCGUCGGAGGUCCAGGCGCCGCUCGGCGGGUACCAGUACAUCCCCGUGACGACGUCGGCGACGGCGUCGACGAGCACCAACGCCGAGAGCAACGAGUGGCUGCAGGGCGGCUCCGGGUGCGGCAACGCCGUCGUCAGCUCGAACAACUACUUCUCCUCGUCCUCGUACCUCUCCACCCUAUCCCAGACCAAGACCUUCUACUCGGACCUGCUGCCGGUCAUCAACACGACCUUCAGCGCCAGCCAGGCGACGUUCAAGAACGCGUACACGAUCUUCGACUACGUCAACGUCGCCACCAUCCACAACGCCUCGAUCCCCGGCGAGGAGCUGCUGACGAGCGAGACGCUCAGACAGCUCCGCACCCGCGCCGACGAGCACGAGUUCAACCUCGCGUUCAACGCCUCGGAGCCCAUCCGCGCCAUCGCGGGCGCGACGCUCGCGGCGCAGGUCGUGCAGCAGCUCAACGCGACGCUGAGCGGCGGGGGGGCGACGCCGCCGCCGCUGGGCAUCCAGUUCGGCGCGUACGCGUCGUUCCUGUCGUUCUUCGGGCUCGCGCGGCUGCACGAGGUGUCGGACGACUUCACGGGCGUCGUGGACUACGCGUCGUCGAUGGUGUUCGAGCUCGUCACGAACGCCUCGGACGCGGCGCGCCCGGUCGACGCGUCCGAGGUGGCGGUGCGGUUCCUGUUUGCGAACGGCACGGCGGCGGCGAACCCGCUGACGCCGUUCCCGCUGUUUGGCACGGGCGAGACGGUGUUGCCGUGGGAGAGGUUCGCGGAGGAGAUGGGGAGGUUCGCGGUGGGGGAUACGGCGGCGUGGUGUGUGGCGUGUGGGAAUACGACGGGGCAGUGUGCUGCUGUUGGCGCUGCUGGUUCUUCUUCUGGCAAUGAUGCUGCUAAUGGCGGUGGUGAUGGGGGUAAUGGAAUAUCUCUCCCGGUUGCGGGCGUCAUUGGCGCUUUGGUCACACUCGUGGUUAUCCUCGCGGUCGAGGGCCUGGUGUACGCGCUCGCAGGCCUGAAGCUCGUGAAGAAGUCGGCGUUGGCGGCGGGUGCUGCGGCGGGUGCGGCGGGUACGGGUGGUGAGGCGGCGGGCUCGAAGGCGUAGGUUAGGCUAGGUUAGGGGGGACGAUUGGUGUACGGUCUACCUACCUAGUGAUAGUUCAGACUUUGUGUAAAAGUAUGUGUGAGGGAGAGUGAGAGAUGUAAGAUGAUGAUGAUUAGGAUCGAUAAUAAGAAAGGGCAAGUUAGUUAGUCAGCGAUGAUACCAAUGAACGAUUUCGACAGAUAUAGCUUGGUGUGCUGUUGUAAUGUGCAGUGAUCUGUGGGUGGUUUCUUCGUGUGCUCUAUGGGGUUUGACUUCGUAGUCUGGUGGUUUACAUGAGGGGGGAGAGGAUAGGGGUGUUCUUGUUCUGUCUACUAUCAACGAUGCUUACAUAGGGGAGUUUGAUGUAAC